This is a messenger RNA of Trichoderma virens Gv29-8, 402 nucleotides long. RefSeq lists its product as uncharacterized. Bases 1 to 402 code for a protein of 133 amino acids. Lineage: Eukaryota; Fungi; Ascomycota; Sordariomycetes; Hypocreales; Hypocreaceae. The record is from RefSeq and is a predicted model, not a curated record. Gene Ontology annotation, molecular function: DNA binding. The transcript has a single exon.
AUGCCCGAAUAUACAGAAGAUGACGUUCUCUCUGCCAUAAAAGACAUCGAAGGCGGCCUUUCUCAAAGAAAAGCUGCAAAACGCUGGAAAAUUCCCCGAGCGACGCUCAACAACCGAUUAAACGGCGGCAUCACGCGAAGGCAGGCAAAUGAGCCCAACCAACGCCUCUCCAAAGAAAAAGAAAACAAUCUCGUAAUGUGGAUUCUAUCUUCGGAUGCCUUAGGCUUCGCACCAUCCUACCAAGAAGUCAGAGAUUUCGCUGCCAAAGUUGCCAAGCUGGGCGGCGAUGAUCAGCCGCUUGGGAAGCGUUGGUUGGAGGGCUUUUUGCGACGAAAUCCGGAAGUCAAGAAUGUCAAGUGGCCUCAUGUUAAGGCGGCUGAAGGGGCGUCAUCAACGGAAUAA